Lodderomyces beijingensis is the source of this 852-nucleotide messenger RNA. The record is from the annotation of a GenBank genome assembly. Lineage: Eukaryota; Fungi; Ascomycota; Pichiomycetes; Serinales; Debaryomycetaceae.
AUGCAAGAUCCUCCGGGUCCCAUGGAACGCAUCAAGAGCAAAUUGCAAUCCAUCAUCCGCAAAGACCGCAAACGUGUAUUUGCACCGAUACCCUUCCACCUCCCACCUUUGCGCCACAACACCCGCACGCUAAUGCAACGCAUCACCAAGCGCGAUGAUUCCACAAGUAAUGCGAACACGAGCGAGUAUCAGUAUUUGCAUCGCGGUAUGAGACUGCUGCGUUUCUUGUUUAAGGAUACUUCGAGCUCGGAUUUCGACGCUAAGGACUUGAAUAGUUUUACUUCUCCUGCUGACAGUCCCGAUUUCCACGUGUCGCCUGAAGGAAGGUGGUUUUAUGCUGCUGCUGACUGCAAGUUCGCUGAGCCUGAUGAUAAUGCUUACGGCGAUGGAAAUGAGCAGCUGGAGGAGCUACAGCAACAAGGGGAAGAUUAUCAGGGGGAGACGGUGGUGCGGAAAGAAAGCGAGGUGAUUGACAACGCCGGGUAUUCAUUGGUGGACUUGUGCGUGCUUCUAACUACCGAGAUCGAUAAGCUUUCAUCCAAAGCAGACAAGGCCGCCACUAUUAGCGGUGCUGGACCACUGGCAAGACAAGUUCAGGACGAUGACACGGUGCAGUAUGCUACAAUGGCCAAUUUACAAAAUUCCAAAAAAUGGGAUCCGCACUAUCACGUGAACCUGUACCCUUCGUUGAGCGAGUGGAGCCAGUACAACUCGUGCGACUUGCCCCAGUUUGCGCGUCAGCAAAAGACAAAGAGGCAAAUCCGAGUCGUGAAGAGGAGAAAGAAGAUUGUCUUUCGUAAUGCUGGGUCAAACUCGGCCGAGGAGGAGGACGAUGAUAUCUUAAAAUGCUAG